This is a messenger RNA of Sphaeroforma arctica JP610, 3336 nucleotides long. RefSeq lists its product as hypothetical. The transcript has 12 exons. The annotation marks the transcript as partial. The record is from RefSeq and is a predicted model, not a curated record. NCBI's taxonomy places the organism in Eukaryota, Ichthyosporea, Ichthyophonida.
AUUCAGGGUGGUGGCGACGAACCUACAGUACAAACUUGGCCGUCCGUACCUCUCAAUCCCGCUGGGUUUGUUAACAAAGCCUGGUGCCCAGAACAAACCGAUCUUUCUACAGACUUCAAUUGUCAGAACGUGGACUUGUUUGGGAAUUCCAUAUUUGCAGACGUAUUAAUCGACAUGUUCUGGUUAGACGAGGAAACGAUAGCAAAGCUAAACGAGACGUUUCUUACCAUCUGUUACAUCAGUGGGGGCACCUACGAGGUCGGCCGCCCAGACUCAAUAAACUUUGCGCCCGAGUCGUUAGGGCUCACAUUGGGGGAUUGGCCCGACGAAAUGUACAUUGAUAUCCGACCUGACCAGCCUCACUACGCCUCACUUCAAGAAAUUAUGCUGAAGCGUGCCCAAUUGGCGAAAGAAAAAGGCUGCCAGGCCAUUGAGUGGGAUAAUGUUGAUUCCUGGCAAGCGGAGGCGAUCGAGGGUAUUCCGGCCCAGGAUGCUGAGAUGUAUCAAAACCAGCUGAUAUGGAAUAAAUAUUUAGCUCAGAUCACGCACGACAACAAUAUGGCGGUCGGUUUAAAGAACGAUGUGGCACAAAUUCCGGAACUUGUAGAUUACUUCGAUUUCGCAGUCAAUGAACGCUGUUUCGACUUCAACGAGUGCGAUACGCUGCUACCGUUUGUGGAACAAGGGAAAGGAGUUCUCUUAGCCAUAUACCAAUUUGAUGGCCUUAAUGUCACCGAAGUGUGCGAUUAUGCAUAUGAACAUUCGAUGAUGUCUUUGAUUGAAUAUCGAGGGGACUGGUGGCCCUGCGCCAUGCACGACGCUGUGAACGGAGGCUGGAGCGAAUGGAGUGAAUGUACCCAUCCUUGUGGAACGGGCGUUCAAGAGCGAGUUUGUAAUGAUCCGGUCUCCCAGAACAAUGGAGCACGGUGUACAGGUGCGAGUCGACGGGCCUGCAAUGCUUUGCCUUGUGAGUACUGCAAGGACAGCAACAUAACAACUCCUAUCGAAUGCCUGAAUGGUGGCGUAUGUUAUAUUGCCGAGGUGGCUGAAAGUGAUACUUCGGCUUGUGUAUGCCCACCUGACUUCACCGGGGAGCGUUGUGAGAAUACAGUCUCUGAUCUUUACCCCUGCGUGUACGCAUAUGAUGUCGCAAAUGCAACUACUGAGCUACUUGGCGGAACAUGUGAAAAUUUGGGCACCUGCGACCCCACUCUUGAAACGAAUGAGACAUUUUUUAAGUCCCAUUAUCUUUCAAGUGGCCUGAUAAAAAAUCAUGCAAACUACACAUACACUACGAGAUGCGUUUGUCCUCCAUACUGGGCCGGGCCCUCGUGUGAAACCAAGAGCCAAUGUGCAGAUGCUUAUUCAGAGGGGGCAGCUGACGACACACCAAAGUGCUAUCACGGCCGCUGUGUAUAUCUGCCUUCCUACAACACAGAUACGACAAUCUGUGAGUGCGAUGAAGGCUAUGUAGGCGACCUUUGCGACAUAUCGGACCCAUGUCUGAAGGAGAAUGCGUGUCUCAAUGACGGGCUGUGUGCCUAUGAUCCCACGCUUGUUGGAUGGGGUAUGUGCACCUGUAAGGACGGGUUCUUAGGUCGGUCUUGUGAGUUGUCCGGGAACUACACGAUACAAUGUGAACAGGGCGGCGUAGCAUUAUUCAAUAUCUAUGAGGGCGAGUAUUGUUUCUGCCAUCCCUGGAGUACCGGGGACAAUUGCGAGAUUCCUGUCAUUGAUGGCCCGUGCGAUCAAGGGGUUUGUCCCGCAGAAGCUGUAUGUACCUACAAAUCAACCACCGAAGAAUAUGGGAGUGUGCUUGAGUUCGUCAAUGGAACUGCCGCUACUCCUAGCAUGUCAACGUUUGUCACGUGUACAUGUCAAUACCCGUACGGAAAUGAUGAUUAUUUCAGUUGCACGUAUAUCGCAGAUAUAGUUUCUGAAACCCAGCCAUUACCAUCAACGUUCUCACUACUGACGGAAUGUGGAACUGCCACAUUGACCCUCACGGACAAUGGUACAGCUGUCAUGAUGGAUGCGAACGGCAUCAUUUAUAGUACCUAUGGAGCUGCCGCGGGUAUUCCGCCGUACAAUUUAAAAAUUUCGCCGAUGGGAAUCGUUUCAGUCUAUGAUUCAAAUAGCACCCAUCAGUGGUCUUAUCCAUUUGCGGGAGCACCAGUAGAAGAGGGGCCUUAUGUCUUCCAGCUGACAUCGGAUGGUGAUGCCAUAGUGCGUCCAUUUGUCAACGAAAAGGUCCUCUUUAGCCUGGGCACACAGACUCCAAGCUAUUGUGAGAAUGGCAAUCCUGUGACUCCGAACACGACCACCAACGGCAACGCCAGUGUUGUGGCAAGCAGCGAUGCAGUAUCAUCCCCCGCGAGUAUCUCUACCCAAGCAGCCGCCCCAGUUAGCUUACCCGCUACAGCUAUCAGUUCAGCAGGAAUUGAUUCACUUUCCAGCUCAACACAAGCAGCUCCGCUGUUGCCGGCUACCGAUAGUCCAGCGGCAAGUGCUGCAAUGACCAGUGCAAUACAAACAGCUAUCUCUGCCAGCAUACCGGCUGCAGCUACGAAUCCAGUACCAAGUGAGUCUGGAAUUAGUGCAACACAAGCAGCUCCCCUGUCGACGGCUACAUCGGUUGUUGUUCCGACAGCACUCGUCAGCAAUGUGUCGAGACACAUUGGCUAACAAUUAUACAUCUACUGCGUGCACCAAGUUUUCCAACACCCUGUCACGACAAAGGGUUUUGCUUCAUAGGGUCCAAACCGAUCUGGCAGAGUUCUCAGGUAGAGUGGUCCCUUGUCUCGGUUCUUUUUGCGAAUUGAGAGGAAAAAAGGGGUAUUACACUUGCACUGGCCUUGACUGUUUCGAUUAGAGUACUUGAUUUGAGGGCGAUCGCAGAAGCUGCGUGGUUGCGCAGCGACGAGAAAUUCGCAGGCAGGAUUGAAAGUCGAAUGUCGUAAACAUGUCCACACGAUAUUUUUUAUGUUCAAUAAUGCACGGAAAUGUAUAUAGCUCAUAUCAAUAUAGAUGUGAAUAAAAGGUCAAACACUAUCCAACGUGUGGUAGGUGUUCAUAUGAACCCUCAAGAAGGACCAAUAUUCUUCAUUUACCAUAAGUAUCCACCAUUGGUGACGCGCUCAGGUCAAGGCACUUAUCACUUUAGUAGGUUGGUCUAAGGGGUAUUUAUCAACGUUUAGCUUAUAGCCUGCGAGACAGCUUUUUUCUGCCGAAUAUGUUUCAUGCCACUCGUAUAAGUAAAGAAUGUAGUUGAAUAUCCACAUUCGUAAACAUGUUCGGGCACUACUAAAAUGGGGCCAUACAGAUGAUUGCCGGUGU